CAAUUUUUCUUUCAGGAUCUUUCAGACUUUUCAAGGCAAAAAACUAAUUAACUUUAUUGUUGUCCGAAAUUAAACAAGAAAUUGUUUAAAUUUAUUCAAAUUUAUGGUGCUCACAUAUCCACUUAUGUAUAAUUUUAGAAUAUGUCUAGCCUAAAAACUGUUUAGAAGCAUGUAUGUUCGCUAGCACUUGGUAGUGUUGUGAUUAUUGUGGUCAUGUUGGAGACUCGGUCAAUGCGAGGAGUGCCAGGAAACCCUUGGCAAACUAGUAAUAGUUACGCACCUAAAAUACCUACCGAGCAAAUGGCAGCUCCUAAUUUUCGUUACGGCAAAACAAGCCAGGACGACAUAUGCUACGUCGUCGCAAAAUAUGACUAUGAACAUCAAGGGCCUCAAGAGUUAGACCUGCGCAAGAACGAACGUUAUGUGCUUCUGGACGACUCGAAACAUUGGUGGAAAGUGCAAAAUUCCAGAAAUCAAGCCGGUUACGUCCCUAGCAAUUACGUUAAAAAAGAAAAACCGUCUUUGUUUGAUAGCAUAAAGAAAAAAGUCAAGAAAGGUUCUGGUUCAAAGACUUUACCAACAAGUAAUUCUCCAUCUCGCACUGUCGAAUCGCCUAGUAUGGCAAGACGAGCUGCAGCUGAACCAUCGGAAGCCAUAGGAAUUGCGGUUGUUAAGUACAACUAUCAGGCCCAGCAACCGGACGAGUUGUCUUUAGUUAAAGGUUCUAGAAUUUUAAUACUAGAAAAGAGUAACGAUGGCUGGUGGCGAGGACAGAGUAGUAACAUUACCGGCUGGUUUCCUUCUAAUUAUACUCAAGAAGAAGGCGAUUUGGACGAUACCAUGCACACUUAUGCCAUGGCGGAAAAUGUGCUCGAUAUUGUGGUGGCGUUGUAUUCCUUUUCUUCUUCCAAUGAGCAAGAGUUGUCGUUUGAGAAAGGGGAUCGUUUAGAGAUUCUCGAUCGGCCUCCUAGCGAUCCUGAAUGGUAUAAAGCGCGAAAUGCCCAAGGACAAAUAGGCCUGGUACCAAGAAACUAUUUGCAAGAACUCUCGGACUACAUGGACAGACCGUAUCAAGAUAAGAACAAACCGGAACGACUUGAAUCUUCCAUGGUUAGCUCACAGGCCUCUAUGUCAGAAAAACCGCACAUAAUUGACAGGCCUUGGUAUUAUGGAUGCAUUACAAGGAACGUAUGUGAUAAUUUAUUAAAUCAAUUUGGGCACGACGGUGAUUUUUUGAUAAGAGAUAGCGAAACGAAUGUUGGUGAUUAUUCUGUGUCCCUAAAAGCACCAGGCCGGAACAAACAUUUUCGUGUACACGUCGAAGGGGCGCUGUACUGUAUCGGACAACGAAAAUUCCACACGCUGGAUCAGCUUGUUGAUCAUUACCAGAGAGCGCCGAUUUACACCAACAAACAAGGCGAAAAACUUUAUCUAGUACGGCCUUUGCCCAAGUCAAAAUAAUUUAAUUCUUUUAUCUCUCUCUUAUGUAAAUUAAUUGACUAUUACUGUGUGUGCGUGCGUGUGCGUGUUCAUCCCUGAUUUAGAAUUGUUUCCUUGUUUUUGCGAGUGGCUUUUUUUGUAAUGUGUAAUAAUGGUUUUUGGAAAAUGACGGGGACUAUUGGAGAGAUCUAGUUUAAUUUUCUCUAUUGUGAGAAAUCACGAUUGAAUCAGUAUUGUUUUUCUCUUAAAAUCAAUUAAUAUGUAAUUACCUUUACUAAAAUCAAUCUUCUAUCUAGAUUAUAAUGUCUGCCUCCCCACUUUGAAGAGUGAAUUGUUUUAUGAAAACUAGACUUUUUUAGCCCUAGGGCGGUAAAGUAACAAAAACUCCGCCAAGUUUUCCUUUAGCACAAAAAAAAACCAUAAUUAUGUAAAAAAUUGACGCAUCACAAUUAUUUUUCUGGAAGUAAGCAUCACAUUUGCUUAGUAAAAGUGUCUCUAUCUCUGCCAUUUUCCAACUGAAAAAAAACUGUAUAAUAUCUGGUCAUAUUUAUAAUGUAGCAUGUUUUGUUAUUUUUGUACAUAUUUUAUAAGUUAUUUUUGUUAAUUAUAAGAAUUAUUAUUUUUAUUUUGUUUGUUCUAGAACGAAAAAGAAUUUGAAUUAUUUUCAAUAUUUGUUCUAACUGCAUAUUAAUUAUAAGUAAACAAAAAAAACGACAUAUUCCAUACAAAUAUUUUGAUUAGGAAUUCUUUUUUUCCAUGUAAUUGCCAAGAAUUUGUGAUGAGUGUUGUGGUAAAAAUAGAUAGAUCAUUAUGCCUUUCUCAAGUGAUUUUGCUUGCGACGUUUUUAUACAUAGGCGAAUUACAUAAUCAUAAUUAUAUAAACCGCUUUUCCGCUGAUCUGUAUUUAUUAGGUAGCUACAGUUAGAAUUUUAGAAUGUCAUAAACAUACCCUGUGUUUUUAUUCUCAUCAAAUUUUACCGAUGGAUCCACCAUUCUAUGUCGGUCAUUAUCAUUUUCCAUUCACUAAACAAAGAUAGCUAACUCAUCGGUGAAUCCACCGAUGAGAAUAAAAACGCACAUCUAUUUAUAGGAAAUAAUAUAGAACAAACAAAGAAAAAGAAAUCUUGAAAAUUCUAAUUUGUUAAAGUGUUGCUGUUUUGGCUCUUGAUUUAAAGCAGGUUGAAAAUUUGAUCUCCCUUUAACAGAAUCAAAAAUAAAUUGUGCCAAAUUUCAAUAAGAAUUUGUCUCUCCAUAAUAGCAGUUUUCAAGAUUUUGGUUUGUCUGCCACCUUUUGUAUUUUGCAGGAUUUGAGGUAGGAGGUUCCGAAUCACAAAAGUAUUUUUUAUUUAGGCGUGAUUCUGGUCAAUUAGGUAUGGAAUCGAAAACUAGAAUAUAUUUGGCUUCAAGCAAAGUAUCAGAUAGAAAAAUAUAUUACGGUAGAAUCUCCCUUUGGGCAAAAAUCUUGUGGAUGUCAAGAAAGUCUCCAAAAUCUUACUGAGUGAUUCCAAAUGGCAAAAUUGAAUUUCUUUCUCUGAGUCCAUUUCUUCUUCUAUAAACUUUGCUUUGCUUUUAUUGAUAAAGUACUGCUCCUGGUAAAUAGAUUUUCUUAAGCAGAAAUCUCAAUUUUCAUUAAAUCUUUCAAUAUAAAAGCUCUGUGAUGUAUUGAGAGAAUUUUUUCCUUGUAAUUUAUAUUUUGUUGGGGGCAGACUAAAGUGUCUGUUAAGGGAGAUUCCACUGUAUUGCUUCUAAGCCGUAUAGAAGUGUACAAAAAAAAAUAUAUAAUAGAUAUAUUGAACACAUAGUUCUUGUAAUGAUUAUCAUUUUUCAAAUUAUUAAGUGUUGUAAACUAUAUUAUACCAUAAUUGAUGAUAUCAGGUUAAUAUUUAAGCUGAAAAUCAGAAAGUAUUACAAAGCCAAUAAUGAUCAAAAACCACAAAACAUUUUGUAAUACUUGCCCAAUUAUCAAAAAAGACUUGCACAUCAAAUUCCAACACUAAAUCUCUCAUAAUUUGUCUGAAAAAAACUCCCGUCCUCACAAAACAAAAUUAUAUUAUUAACCAAGUUGCUUCCUGAAUGUGGUUACGAACAAACGAAAAAUAAAUAAUUCAUAUUCUUUAGAGUAAUGUUUUUAGUCGGAAAGGCACAAAACGUUGUACCUUAUUUUUUAUGAAACUAAUUGUAUGUGUCCCUUUGUACAAUGUAACUCAGCUUACCUUAAGUAUAAUACUCAUAUUUUAGAGCCUUGGAGUAUGAUAAAAGAAAAGCGAACAGAAAUUAAAAAAAAGUAUGGUAUUUAUAGCGUAAUAAUAAUGAUUUUAUGAAUAAAACAA
Molecule: messenger RNA, 3770 nt
Organism: Ceutorhynchus assimilis (cabbage seed weevil)
Lineage: Eukaryota; Metazoa; Arthropoda; Insecta; Coleoptera; Curculionidae
Source: the annotation of a GenBank genome assembly